AUGGACGAGGCGGCCCAAACUGAAAGCAGCAACGAAACAGACUCCUUACAGUGCGGCAUCGGCGAACUUCCUGUCGAGCUCCUUGAUCUCGUUUUGGAAAGCGUACGAGAGGACAGAGUGACCAUCCUGGCCUGCUCGUGGGUAUCGCGCCUGUGGCACGAAGUCGCCCUUCCGUAUCUCUUCGCUUCCCUGAAGAUCGCGUCCAAGUACGACUUUGUCGAUUUCCACGGAUUCUUGCAGAUGCACCCCCACAUCGCUUGCCGCGUACGCAAGCUUCAGCUCAAGGUCGCUUACACCGAAUGGACGGACCGUAUGAGACGCCAGGACGAUUACCCUGUCGUCGGACGCGCUCAACUCAUCGCUCUUGUAGCACUACUUCCCCGCCUGCAGGAGCUUCAUCUCUACGACCUCUGGCUGAUCGACUCGCCGAACCCCGCCUCAGACGCCCCCAAUCCCCUCCCCACACGCACGCUGGAGAAGCUAACCGUCGAGCGCUGUUCCGCCCCGGGGCUAGCCACGACUCUGUCCCUGGUAACGGUUCUGAACAUCAUCUCGGUCUUUGACUCCAUCGACACCUUGGAGCUACUCGCGAUGCAAAUCUCUAGCGGGACUACAAAACGCGCGCGUCAUAUCCGGACACUCAACGUGGCCGCGCUCAUCACCGGAGACCUCAGCACACACGGGUCCCGAUUCGCAGCCAGUGCCCUCUAUGACCCACUGCGCGCGUCCCUCGCCCCGGGGUGCCUCCGCUCGCUCGAGCUGGAGUGCAUCGGCGCGCCGUUGGUGCACGUGUCGGCGGUACUGCCCAGCUUCGGCGCACUAGUGGCGAGUGCGGCCCGCAACGCGCUGCACAUCCAUAUUCCGUUCCAAGUGUCCCUUCCUCAGAUCGGACCCAACGGAGACUCUCCAGAGCAUUGGCGCGCCCUCAACCUGCAAGCGUGUACCUCUCUCAGGUCCCUCACCCUCGAUGUCCUCGUACCCCGGUCCAACGUGUGCCCUCCAGAGGGCUGGAUAGACACCCCAGACGCUUCGGUGGCCCAGGUCUGCCGCGCGCUCCUCGCGAACGUCCCCAUGACCAUCCGCGUGCUUACGCUCAAGUUCUGGCGCUUGGACACGCGCUGGGGGACCGAGUUCGACAAUGCGACGUCGCUCGGGCUGCGCGCGCUCGACGCUGCGCUGGCUGCACGGCAUGAAUACUUGAAACGGCUCGAGGUCAUGAUAAGCAUUUGUGUUGACGAGGAGGGGACUUCGUUGGCGUUGUUGACGGCGAUGCCGGAGCUGCGCGCGAAGGGGAUGCUCAGAGUGGUCGAAUGGCGUGGGCGUGCGCUUGCUACCUACGCGACGCGUUUGUUCCCGGAACUGUCUAUGAAGAACGAGACGCGCGGUUCCGACCCCAGAGAUCCCGAGAAGUACUAA
This is a messenger RNA of Trametes versicolor FP-101664 SS1, 1416 nucleotides long. RefSeq lists its product as uncharacterized. NCBI's taxonomy places the organism in Eukaryota, Fungi, Basidiomycota, Agaricomycetes, Polyporales, Polyporaceae. The transcript is spliced from 3 exons. The record is from RefSeq and is a predicted model, not a curated record. Bases 1 to 1416 code for a protein of 471 amino acids.